GAAGACUGCGCAGUGGGAAAAACAUUUGCACAUGCGCAUCCAGUCGCUUGUAUUAAAUGGAGGCUGUUUGAAAAGUCUGUAACGUUACUAUGACAAAUGAUUGAAAACAUGCCAUAAUAUUGCAUUAACCUGGUAGGUACGACAGAUAAGAGCGGACACUAUGGACUGUAGUGCCGAUGGUGCUGAGGAAGUGGAGCCAGAGAGGUCCUCAUCUCCAACUGAAACACAGUCUCCUGUAAUGGACCGCAAUCCAUCACCCCCUCCAAAAGCAGGCGAUGGAGAGGAGGACGGAGAUUUGGAUGCCAUUGGAGACACUGUUUACAGCAAACACUGGCUUUUCAGCACCCUGACUCGUCUCAUCCAUAUGGUCACAGAGCAUUCGGAGGUUGACUCCGAAGGUCAGAUGCAACUCCCUGAUGAUGAUGAGGAAGAUCUAUGUAGAGUCUGGGAUAUGGCAAUGGAUAAGGAUGUGGCUGGUUUUCUGCAGGAAUUCAAAGCUACAGAAAUCCUUCUUGGGGUGAUAGCCAAAUCUCGUUGUCCACGUCUCACGGAAAUUUGUGUGGGAAUCCUCGGGAACAUUGCUUGUUUUCCUGACACUUGUGUGACUCUAAGCCAAAAUGAAGACCUAGGUGCUGUUGCUCUUCUUGGAGAUACAGAUCCUCCAACCAUUCUGGAAACGAGCAGAUUGUUGCUGACCUGCAUCUCUCAGAAAGAUGUCUGUUCACUGUGGCUUCAGCGAAUACGACAGCGGACGUCUGUGCGCUCCAACCUCCUUUUCGUUAUGUGCAGUUCCACAAACACGGACCUGCUUGAGAAAGUUGGGGAGCUGGUUGAUAAACUGUUUGACCUUGAUGAAGAGCUGAUGACGAGUUGGAUAACAGCUCAACAAAAUGAGGAAGAGAAGGAGGGGGAUGCUGAGAGACAUCUGGAGGUGGCAUUUUGUCUUCUGGAGGCAGCCAAGCAGCUAAGAUCAGAGUGUCCGAAUGGCUUAGAGGUCUACCUUCACGCCCUCCAACUCCUCACCACCAUAGAUGAGGGCAUUCAGACUUUUGCUGCACCUGAUGGACCCGGCAAUGCAGUGUGGGAAUUUGUCAGUGACGUUGUGUGUGAGGAUCUCUGCCAGCCAACGGAUCUUCCUGUUGUCCUGCAGGAGCAAAAGAGCAUCCUAAUUCAGGCAUUUGCUGUGCUCCAGGCUCUGUAUAGAUGCCAGGAGCAGUGGCGCGACAGAAGUGACAUAAGUAUUACCCUAAUCGGAACUAUUUUGCGGGUGCUUCAGUACCAAAGUGAGGGCAAUGACCCUACCAGCAAAGACACUCCAAAAGACGAACAGCUCCAGACUCUAGCAGAGAUCACAGCUGAGUUUCUAGCUGACAUCUGCAUUCAGAUUCCCCAGGAUACCGUGGAAGAUUUGGUGAAGGAAGGUCAUCUUACAGAGAAGACUGCUCUCUCAGCUGCAGGCAGUUUGGGUCCCAACUUUAUGACUUCAUUUCAGCACCUGCAGGCCAUGCUGUCUCACGUUGAUCCCCAAAUGGCAGACGUGGUGAGGCAACAGUUUCCUGUCUAAGGCAGAUCAGUGUUCAGCACUCGUCCAGACUCAUCGCUGCUUUUUAUAGAUGCCUCUAUUUCCAACAAAAGAUCCUGUUUCAGCUCGUACUAUUUGGAUUUCCACUGGAAAGACUAAACCAGGAUGUCCCACAGGGUCAGAGACAUCAUGAGAGGCGGACAGUGUUACAAAAACUGUAUCUCUUUUUCUUUUGUGCAAAAUUCAAUUGUGUUUCUGUUGAAAGUGUUUUACUGUUCUUUGAAUGCUAUUUUUGUAUGAAAUAAAUGACAGUCUUUUAAUCAAA
Molecule: messenger RNA, 1847 nt
Organism: Eleginops maclovinus (Patagonian blennie)
Lineage: Eukaryota; Metazoa; Chordata; Actinopteri; Perciformes; Eleginopidae
Gene: saal1
Product: serum amyloid A-like 1
Exons: 13
Coding region: 161-1564 (467 amino acids)
Biological process (GO): positive regulation of synoviocyte proliferation
Cellular component (GO): nucleoplasm
Source: RefSeq, a predicted model, not a curated record